Molecule: messenger RNA, 2111 nt
Organism: Juglans regia (Persian walnut)
Lineage: Eukaryota; Viridiplantae; Streptophyta; Magnoliopsida; Fagales; Juglandaceae
Product: protein trichome birefringence-like 10
Exons: 4
Coding region: 366-1700 (444 amino acids)
Cellular component (GO): Golgi apparatus
Molecular function (GO): O-acetyltransferase activity
Source: RefSeq, a predicted model, not a curated record
UAAUCCUUAUUCAGUUCUGCCAAAACCAUUCUCUUUUCGUGUCUCUUCGCGUGUGUGUGUAUAUAUAAACUACAGAGUAACUGAAAAAGGAGGAAGAAAUGGGAAAGUAUACAUAAAUCCGGCAUGAACGCUUCCUUGCUUCCUUGGCACCCAUCUCUCUCUCUUUUUUGAACUGACAUUCAUAGCUUAAACGAAACUGACCGACCAAGCAAAGCUGUUCAAGACAUGCUUCAACUCCGCCAUCCUUGACUUAUUGAUGUUGCUUUCACACAACGCGUUUGCCCCUGCGUUUGUUCUUCACCCGAAUUUUGUCUUUCCCACCAGGGGAACAAUUCCCAGAUUCCAGAUUUUUCUCUUGAGCUCAAAUGUCUGAGAAACAAUCUGUGCCGGACCUCGAAGCCAUGCCAGUCUCUGAACUUUUCAAGAAAUUUAAGCGUUUGAGACUGUUUGAGCCGUCCGUGGGUGUUCUGGGAUUCAUCUGUAUCACUGUCUUUGUGAUUUGCUGCUUCUUCUACUUGGAUCAUAGAGCUGUGGCUAAAGGGUCAAUAUUUCCCGGCCAGUCGGAAAAGUUCAUGUGGUUGCAGAAUAACGGGUCCGGUGAGGACCAAAGGGUGGAGUUCCUUGAAGAAAACGGUGGCGGGUGUGAUAUAUUUGUAGGGGAUUGGGUGUGGGAUGACAACUAUCCUCUGUAUCGAUCUAAAGACUGCAGAUUUUUAGAUGAAGGAUUCCGGUGCUCUGAGAAUGGGAGGCCUGAUUUGUUUUACACCAAGUGGAGAUGGCAACCCAAAUAUUGCAACUUGCCCAGGUUUAAUGCAAAACUGAUGUUAGAAAAUCUGCGAAACAAAAGGCUAGUGUUUGUUGGUGAUUCAAUUGGGAGAAACCAAUGGGAGUCCCUCCUCUGCAUGCUCUCAUCCGCAGUUCCUAACAAGGAUUCAAUCUAUGAAGUAAAUGGAAGCCCGAUUACAAAGCACAAAGGGUUCUUAGUGUUCAAGUUUAAGGACUUCAACUGCACAGUGGAGUAUUAUAGAUCUCCAUUUCUUGUAUUACAGAGCCGGCCCCCUGCCGGAGCUCCCCCGGAGGUAAGGACAACCUUGAAAUUGGAUAAAAUGGACUGGAACUGUGUGACGUGGAGGGAUGCAGAUGUGCUGGUCUUAAACACAGGGCAUUGGUGGAAUAAUGCGAAGACCAUAAGAGGGGGUUGUCACUUCCAGGAAGGUGCAGAGGUGAAGAUGGAUAUGAAAGUAGAGCACGCAUAUCAGAAGUCCAUAGAGACUGUGGUGCACUGGAUACACACUCGGUUAAAUACAAGCAAGACUCAGGUUUUCUUUCGCACAUAUGCCCCUGUACAUUUCAGAGGAGGGGAUUGGAGGAAUGGAGGAAACUGUCACUUGGAGACACUUCCAGAUCUGGGAACCUCGUUGGUUCCUUCUGAUACUUGGGCGCAUUUCAAAGUAGCCAAUGCUAUAUUAUCAGCUCACUCAAACACAUCACAAGAAAUGAAAUUUGAGGUAUUGAAUGUAACUCACAUGACUGCACGCAGAAAAGAUGGACAUUCAUCUUUAUAUUACCUGGGUCCGGAUAUAGGCCCUGCAGCUAUCCAUCGCCAGGAUUGUAGUCAUUGGUGUCUCCCCGGAGUCCCUGAUACAUGGAAUGAGCUACUCUAUGCACUCCUCCUUAAGCGUGAGGCUACUAGAACCUGAAACUCAUCCUAGUAUCAGGUGCAAAGCAUUACGAGGUGAAAAAAAAAAGCUUCUUAUUUAUGUUAAAAAAAGAUGGACAUUUAUUUAUGCACAGAUUACUCAAACUUCGGAAAAAUGACAAAAGAAUAAAAGAAAACAGACACUUAAGACAGUUACAGGAGUUUUGCUAUAUGGGUUCAAGUGGAUCUCAUAUAUCGACGCUGAUACAGGGGUGAGCAAGGAUUUUUGAAAUGAAGACAUGACACUGUAAAGAAACAUUUUUAAAUUGGGUCUUUUUGCUUUGAUUAUAUAGCGUGGUAUAGUUCUAUACCUAAUUUACAAAAUUUUGUUUGUAUAUUAUAACUUGUAUCAAGCACCAAAUGUAUCUUCCUCUUUCUUUGAUGAAAAAUAGCAUUCCAACAUUGCUGAUCA